Cladocopium goreaui is the source of this 2191-nucleotide messenger RNA. Lineage: Eukaryota; Dinophyceae; Suessiales; Symbiodiniaceae. The record is from the annotation of a GenBank genome assembly.
CCAAUGACGUGUACCAAGAACCAUGUCUUAGCAAACCUUGGCACAACGAAAGACAACGGAUGGUGCUGUGAUGGACGCCAACAGCCUGGCGGUUGCAGAAGUGGAUUGACGGAUUUCCACCAAUCCUCCGGUCUCCGCCGAUUUCGCUGUGAAGCAUGUGAUUUCGACUUCUGCGAGGAGUGCUACUUGGAGCAGCUGAAUUCUCGCCGUUGUCGAAAUGGGCAUCUGCUCGUUUCCCUGGGGACCUCCAGAGACGACGGCUGGGGCUGCGAUGGGAAGAGCGAAGGUGGAUGCCGAAGCAAGGAACAGGGCUUCAAAACCACCAAAGGUCUACCGCGAUUUCGAUGUAAUGCCUGCGACUACGAUCUCUGUGAUCGGUGUUAUUCAAGUCCUCCUGCUCCCAAAGGAUGUAACAAAGGGCACAAGCUCAGAAGCCUUGGUCUCACUCGCGACACUGGCUGGGUUUGCGAUAUGGGUGGUACUCCAGACGGCUGCAAGCGUAACAUUGAGAAGUUCAAGGAAUCCAAAGGCAUUUUCCGCUUCCAUUGCGAGGUUUGCGACUUUGAUCUUUGUGACAAGUGCUUUGAGGCGCGUCCUUGUCUCGAAACUAACAAGGAGACAGAGAGAAGAGGUGUCCCAGCUCGGUGUAUGGAGGUGAACCAUUCGAUCAUCCCAAGCUACUGGGAUAAGAGUCGUUUGGAAGACAUCCCCAUGGAGAAAGGGUUGAACCCAAACGAAGAAAACACCAUGAACAAAUUCGCCAAGAUUGAGCUCAAAGGGAGCGACCUGGAGGCAAUUCAGAAAUUGUUUGACUCCACCUACAAGAAAGUCUACACAAGAGAUCGCAAAGGUGCAAAGGUCCCGGACCGUCUGAAGAUCGUGCGAGUUGAACGCAUUCAGAAUCUCCAAAACUGGGCCGAGUUUCGCUCGAGACAGCAAGAAGUCUUGGAGGAGAUCAAAAAACUGAAGGACGCAGGCGAGAAAGGCGUCUGCAAAAACGGGCACGAGCUGGAACCACUUGGCACCACACAGGACAAUGGAUGGGGCUGUGAUGGUAGGGCAGAUGGAGGCUGCCUUAGUGGAAUUACAGAUUUUCACCAGACCAAAGGGAUGAAUCGCUUUCGCUGUCAGAAGUGUGAUUUCGACUACUGCGACAAGUGCUACAUUCUUCGCACUGGGGCAAAGCUCUGCAUGAAGGGUCAUCCCUUAGUCCCGCUGGGGACCACUAAGGACAAUGGCUGGGGUUGUGACAACCACAGCACCAAGGAAGGCUGUUUACGGGCGAACAAGACUAAGGGAAUCGAUCGAUACCGUUGCGAACAGUGCGAUUAUGAUUUGUGCGACAAAUGCUACCAAACACACAUUGGCCAUGUACUAAACAAUAUCAAAACAGAUCAGAUGGACUUGCAUUCAGAAGAAUCAGACAAAGACAGCAAUACGGUCUGGUUGUUUCACGGAACUUCCACGGAAGCCGCUACAUUGAUCACACGGGGUGAUUUUUUGGUGGACAAAGCUGGUUCGAAUGCCGGAACUCUUUAUGGCCGUGGCAUCUACUUGGCUGAGUCCUGUAGCAAAUCUGACGAAUACUCGCGGGAGAAUGCCGAUGGCCAUCGCUGUAUCCUACUGUGUCGAGCAACGCUUGGAAAUAUUCUCUACAAUGAUGAGGUGAGUCCGAACAUUGACUGCUUGCUGCGGCAGAUCAGGGACAAGAGAUACCAUUCCUUGCUGGGUGACCGCGAGAAGUGCCGUAGGACUUUCCGAGAGUUUGUUGUGUAUGACGAUGACCAAGUGUAUCCAGAAUUUGCAGUUUGGUACGAGCGCGUAUACGAAUGAAGACACCAGAGUCAAGUCGAUGCUGUGAGCAUCUGGCUUUGUGGCAAUUGGUGAGCAACCACAGAUUUCUGCAACGAUUUGUAAAUAUGUGAUAUAUGUGCAAUGAUUUCUGCUCCCUGAGCACAGGGUACAAUACAGGCAAGCCGAAUUGUUCAAGACAAGUAGGCUGCCGUUCUCUUUAUCUCUGCAUUCAGUGAUUCAGGCGAUGUCAGGCGCACAAAAUGUGCUGCUGACGCAAACAUUCCUGGUUUUCAGAGCAUGUCUUUUCAGACCAAAGGGCUCCAGCACACAAGACCUUUCAGCACACAGAGACGCAUAAAAUGCUUCGCAAUGCUUUGCACCGGUCUUGCGAAUUGCG